CUCCAGAGCGAACGAGAAGCCUCUGCAAGUCCCUCACCUCAGCCGCCCAGGUUGGGGUCUGCGUAGGUCUGCUCUAUGGACUAGUGUGGGCGGCAGGGCCUUUUCUGUCCCUGCCUUGCGGCCCGCUAUCUUCCGUCCCCUCCUUGGAGAGCCCCUCGCAUCCCUCCCCCAAGGGUGGAAUCAGCCGGCUGGAGGCUCCUGGGGGAGAGCGAUCGCCUGGCCCUGCCCUGCCCUCCCCUGCCCACACCACACCACACCAUGAUCCUCCUGCUGUUACCCCUCUUGCUGGCCUCCCUGUUCCCCUCCAGCUCCUCUAACAAAGCCAACAAGCACAAGCCAUGGAUCGAGGCGGAAUACCAAGGUAUCAUCAUGGAGAAUGACAACACGGUCCUGCUGAACCCACCACUCUUUGCCUUGGACAAGGAUGCCCCCUUGCGCUAUGCAGGUGAGAUCUGUGGCUUCCGGCUCCAUGGGUCUGGGGUACCUUUUGAGGCCGUGAUUCUGGACAAAGCAACUGGAGAAGGGCUGAUCCGGGCCAAGGAGCCAGUGGACUGUGAAGCCCAGAAGGAGCACACCUUCACCAUCCAGGCCUAUGACUGUGGCGAGGGCCCAGACGGGGCCAACACCAAGAAGUCCCACAAGGCGACUGUGCAUGUGCGGGUCAACGAUGUAAAUGAGUUUGCCCCUGUGUUUGUGGAGCGGCUGUAUCGCGCUGCCGUAACUGAGGGGAAGCUGUACGACCGCAUCCUGAGGGUGGAAGCCAUUGAUGGUGACUGUUCCCCCCAGUACAGCCAGAUCUGCUACUAUGAGAUCCUUACACCCAACACUCCCUUCCUCAUAGAUAAUGACGGAAAUAUUGAAAACACAGAGAAGCUGCAGUACAGUGGUGAGAGGCUCUAUAAGUUCACAGUGACAGCUUAUGACUGUGGGAAGAAGCGGGCAGCGGAUGAUGCUGAGGUGGAGAUCCAGGUGAAGCCUACCUGUAAACCCAGCUGGCAAGGCUGGAACAAAAGGAUUGAAUAUGCACCAGGUGCAGGGAGCUUGGCUUUGUUCCCUGGUAUCCGCCUGGAGACCUGUGAUGAACCUCUCUGGAAUAUUCAGGCCACUAUAGAGCUGCAGACCAGCCAUGUGGCCAAGGGCUGCGACCGUGACAACUACUCAGAGCGGGCCCUGAGGAAACUCUGUGGUGCUGCCACUGGGGAGGUAGAUUUGCUGCCCAUGCCUGGCCCCAAUGCCAACUGGACAGCGGGACUCUCGGUGCACUACAGCCAGGACAGCAGCCUCAUCUACUGGUUCAAUGGCACCCAAGCUGUGCAGGUGCCCCUGGGUGGCACAGCUGGGCUGGGCUCUGGACCCCAGGACAGUCUCAGUGACCAUUUUACUCUGUCCUUUUGGAUGAAGCAUGGUGUAACUCCCAACAAGGGCAAGAAGGAAGAAGAAACCAUCAUGUGUAACACUGUCCAGAAUGAGGAUGGCUUCUCUCACUAUUCACUGACCGUCCAUGGCUGUAGAAUUGCCUUCCUCUACUGGCCUCUACUUGAAAGUGCCCGCCCAGUCAAGUUCCUCUGGAAGCUGGAGCAGGUCUGUGAUGAUGAGUGGCACCACUAUGCUUUGAACCUGGAGUUCCCCACAGUCACGCUUUAUGCUGAUGGCAUCUCAUUUGACCCUGCUCUCAUCCAUGACAAUGGUCUCAUCCACCCACCCCGAAGGGAACCUGCUCUCAUGAUUGGGGCCUGCUGGACUGAGGAGAAGAACAAAGAGAAGGAAAAGGGAGGAGACAACAAUACAGACACUACACAAGGAGACCCCUUGCCGAUCCACCACUACUUCCACGGCUACCUGGCUGGUUUCAGCGUGCGGUCAGGCCGCCUGGAGAGCCGCGAGGUCAUCGAGUGCCUCUAUGCAUGUCGGGAGGGGCUGGACUAUAGGGAUUUCGAGAGCCUGGGCAAAGGCAUGAAGGUCCACGUGAAUCCCUCGCAGUCCCUGCUCACCCUGGAGGGGGAUGAUGUGGAGACCUUCAACCAUGCCCUGCAGCAUGUGGCUUACAUGAACACUCUGCGCUUUGCCACGCCUGGCGUCAGGCCCCUGCGCCUCACCACUGCCGUCAAGUGCUUCAGUGAAGAAUCCUGUGUCUCCAUCCCCGAAGUGGAGGGCUACGUGGUGGUUCUUCAGCCUGAUGCCCCCCAGAUCCUCCUGAGUGGCACUGCUCAUUUUGCCCGCCCAGCUGUGGACUUUGAAGGACCUGAGGGGAUCCCUUUGUUCCCUGAUCUUCAAAUCACUUGCUCCAUUUCUCACCAGGUGGAAGCCAAAAAGGAUGAGAGUUGGCAGGGCACAGUGACAGAUACACGCAUGUCAGAUGAGAUUGUGCACAACCUGGAUGGCUGUGAGAUUUCUCUGGUGGGUGACGACCUAGACCCCGAGCGGGAAAGCUUGCUCCUGGACAUGGCAUCCUUGCAGCAGCGAGGGCUGGAGCUCACCAACACGUCUGCCUACCUCACCAUUGCCGGGGUGGAGAGCAUCACUGUGUACGAAGAGAUCCUGAGGCAGGCUCAUUAUCGGCUGCGACAUGGAGCUGCCCUCUACGCCAGGAAAUUCCGACUGUCCUGCUCAGAGAUGAACGGUCGUUACUCCAGCAAUGAAUUCAUCGUGGAGGUCAACGUUCUCCACAGCAUGAACCGGGUGGCCCACCCCAGCCACAUGCUCAGCUCACAGCAGUUCCUGCACCGUGGGCAUCAGCCUCCCCCUGAGAUGGCUGGACACAGCCUGGCCAGCUCCCACCGAAACUCCAUGGUCCCUAGUGCAGCGACUCUCAUCAUUGUGGUGUGCGUGGGUUUCCUGGUGCUCAUGGUCAUCUUGGGCCUCGUGCGCAUCCACUCCCUUCACCGCCGCGUCUCAGGGGCUGGUGGGCCUCCAGAGACCUCCAGUGACCCCAAGGACCCUGACCUCUUCUGGGAUGACUCAGCGCUCACUAUUAUCGUGAAUCCUAUGGAGUCCUACCAGAAUCGGCAGGCCUGUGUGGCGGGGGCUGCCAGUGGCCAGCAGGAAGAUGAGGACAGCAGUGACUCAGAGGCAGCGGACUCCCCGAGCAGCAAUGAGAGACGCAUCAUUGAGACCCCUCCGCACCGCUACUAAUGCAACACCCCUCUCCGAACAGAGAAUUCUGCCCUGGUGAGACAGAAGCACCCCCAGAAAAGAGACAAGGACACUCUGAGAGAAGAGACCAAGAGAAAGAGAGCUCUUCAGAAUGAGUCAUCCUUUAAUCCCAAAUCCCAGUGGGUGCCCCCGCUGGGGUCUGCCUCCCCCUGCCCCCAGUCCACCUCCCUCCUGUGCCUCUGGGCUCCUGUUCCCUAGAAGACUUUGGCUGCCUUCUCUGCCCCCAGGGUGGCCCCUUAGUUUGGCCCAUGUCUCUGUCUCUCCCCCAGGGCCAUGUGCUGGAUGGGGGAGGUGGGGGUGUCACUGGCGGCCAGGGGUGGGAUCCAAGGCGACCCUUCCCUACUCUCCUGUCCAUGGAGGCCUUCCUUCCCUGGGGCUCCCUCAGCUGGGCCUUCAUGGCUUCUCUUCUGUCCCCUCCUCUCUCUCUCUUUCCAUUUCACUCCGGGGACCCCUGCUUCUUCACCUUGCCCACUCUCCUUCCUUUUCUGUCCUCUUUCCCCUUUUCUCCUUGCCUGAGGCCCUACAGCCCCUGCCCCUUCCUACACGACCUGGUUGUGGCUAGGUUGUGGGGAUGGCAGGGGGAAUGUGUGUGUGGGGGGGCCAGGUAUUAUAUAUAAUGUAUAUUUUUUCAUGUUGCUGUGAGCGCAACCCCAGUGUUCUGUGUGUAGCUCACAGCCUUGUGUGUAUGUGUGGCAUUGUCAUGUCCUGCGGUGGGGUAGGGGGAUGGGUGUGGUGAGGGAAGGGAUGCACCCUAGGGUUUUCAAAUAAAACAACAAGAAAAAGCUC
This is a messenger RNA of Nyctereutes procyonoides (raccoon dog), 3939 nucleotides long. RefSeq names its product calsyntenin 3 (gene CLSTN3). Gene Ontology annotation, biological process: positive regulation of synapse assembly; homophilic cell-cell adhesion; positive regulation of synaptic transmission. Gene Ontology annotation, cellular component: cell surface; postsynaptic membrane. The record is from RefSeq and is a predicted model, not a curated record. The transcript has 18 exons. The coding region runs from base 259 to 3132 and encodes 957 amino acids. NCBI's taxonomy places the organism in Eukaryota, Metazoa, Chordata, Mammalia, Carnivora, Canidae. Gene Ontology annotation, molecular function: X11-like protein binding; amyloid-beta binding; calcium ion binding.